GGUGACUCGAGUGAGUAGAUCGAUCUACGAGUCGUCGAGAUCUCGAGAGCGAAAGCAGCAGGCAGAACCACCUGACUUUAUCCGUUAUUUAGCUGCUGUUUUGCUCCGUCUCCUCUUGAUCUAUCGCCUGAAGUCUGGUGUGUUUGUUGGAGAACAAUGGCCUCUUGAAGCUCUGGUUACCCUCUCUGGUUGUAGCAGUAGACCUGACUAACAUUGAUUUAUGCCUGCCUUGUUUUUGGAGGAUCAAGUGUUUUCUCACCAGUUUUUUUUGUGGUAGUAAAAAUUGUUGUCAAUUUGAAAUUGUGACUUCUAUCUGGUAUGGUGACAGUGGAGCUAAUGCAGCUUAGUCUUCAGCAGCUCCUACCCAGGGAAAUGAGGACCAUUUACUUCACCCGGUUGUCCACUCGUUCGGUUUCGGAGUGCUGAUUUGGAUUUUGCCAAAUCAUCAGUGGCUUCAAUUCUUAGCUGAGCCAGUGCACUUGUUGGCGACACCUGGAUCAAUUAAUUCUCUUCAUAUUUCAACUCUGUGGCUGUGCUGCUGACUGCCGAGGGCGGUGAAAUUAGUCGACAGUUGCAUGUCAGUGGUGUGGUGCACUGGUGCCUUGCGGAGGCGACGGCGUCGUCGCGAGUAUGGCUGACCAGGUUUGGUAUCAUACAGGUCUCACCAGGGUGGCUGCUGAGGACCUUCUUGUGUCCAAUGGGAAAGAUGGAGCGUUCAUGAUUCGAGAUAGUGACAGCUUUAGCAACACACUGGUGUUGUGUCUGAUGUACCAAUCCCGUGUUCAUCACUACCGCAUUUACUUCAGAAAUGCCAAGUAUUCAGUGCAGACUGUGGCAGGUGUCAGUCAAGUGUACUGUGAUACUUUGCAAGAGCUAGUUUCCUACUAUGGCACACCCGGUGCUGGCCUUGUACAUCACUUGCAGUAUCCUAUUCAGAAAGAAGUGGACAAUGAGUCAUCUGAUGACAGCGACACUGAAGAUUCUGCUGGGCCCGUAAUAAAGCGGGAAUUCCCAUGCAUCUCAAUCCUCUCACUCAGUUACCUCCGCUCACUCAGCCAGCUCUGCUAGCUCUGCUACCUCUGCUGGUAGUUUUCAGCCUGUGGGGGAACCGGAUAGCGAUUAUGCUGAUAUUCCUAGCUUUGUACCCACCAAAUCUGCCCGCAACAUCUCUAAAUUCCUGGAACACAACUUCAAGAGUGUCAAAACCAAUGGAGUCGAUGAAGCAUUUGUUGGAAAGGUUAUGUCGUACGUCACUGAUGGGGCACUGAAUGACUUAGAGUUUGUAAUGUCUCGUGCUGAUAAGCCAUACUUGCUGCACAAGCUUAUGAUGGAGUCAGGCGUGAAGCAUUUUCGUAAGUUC
Messenger RNA from Sycon ciliatum, 1360 nucleotides. RefSeq names its product SH2 domain-containing protein 1B-like. The transcript has 6 exons. Lineage: Eukaryota; Metazoa; Porifera; Calcarea; Leucosolenida; Sycettidae. Bases 631 to 1068 code for a protein of 145 amino acids. The record is from RefSeq and is a predicted model, not a curated record. Gene Ontology annotation, biological process: regulation of immune response; regulation of signal transduction.